CCCCUCACUCUUCGCUCAGCGGAGCCAGGUAACGGACUAUACUCUUCAAGCCGCGUCAUCAACAGUAGGCUCAACAAAAUAUCAAGCUCCUCCUGCCAGCCCCGUGUGCUCUCCUCAGCUCUCGCCUCUUCAUCUAACUCCUCUGUCGCUUUACCCAAGACUUGUAUAAUCUGGAGAGGCUAAAGCUGUUAGUGGUUCCUCAUAUCCCUGGUCCGCUCCGCACAGUGGACAGCCGUACCGUAGCUUGUCCGCAGAAGGAGAAUCACUACCGCCACUCCACCGUCACUAUCCUCUUCACCAAGGACUUCGGAUAAGCAGAAUUAACACCAAGUAACGUCUUCAUCUUCACCUGAAUACGACAGAUCGGAUCAACGCCGUAUUGAUGAGUGAGGGGCGCAUGGAGAACCAAAGUCAAGAUGCGCACGCAGGAGGCAACAAGAUGUCUCCGGUACGCGUCACGGACAUGCGGUGGGGCUGGGUUAGGAAGAACCUGCUCCUCAUGAUUACCUUCUCCGGCGUCCUCUUCGGCGUCGCCCUCGGCCUCGCCCUCCGUGCUGCUGGGCCAGACUCCACCACCAUCCUGCUCAUCUCUUACCCUGGCGAGCUCUUCAUCCGGAUGCUCAAACUCAUGAUCCUUCCUCUCAUCAUCGCCUCUCUCAUAGCAGGAUCUGCCAGCCUCAACGCACGCAUGAACGGGCGGAUCGUGGUGCGGACCGUACUCUACUUCAUGGCCACCUCCCUCCUCAACGCCUUUCUGGGUGUCAUGCUGGCGAUCGCCAUUCACCCAGGGUCUCCACUAGCAAAACAGGCACUCACCCAGGGACUCAAUAACUCCGUCACCACCAAUUCCAACAUCAACAUCCUGGACGGCUUCUUGGACCUGGGACGUAACAUCUUCCCUGACAACAUCUUCCAGGCCUCCUUCCAGCAGGUCCACACGGUGUAUGAGGAGCAGACAGUGAUCCAGCACAGUAACCUGACGGGCAUUGAUACUCAGAUCACGGAACUGGUGCGCUCGGUGAAAUACCGGGCGGGGACCAACACGCUGGGCAUCAUCGCGUUCUGUCUGGUGUUCGGCACGUUGCUGGGCUCACUGGGUAAGAAGGGCGCUGUGGUGGCCGAUUUCUUCUCCAUCAUCGAUACAGUCAUCCUCAAGAUUGUGACUGGCGUCAUGUGGCUAUCACCCAUCGGCGUGGCAAGUGUUAUCAUGAGCAAGAUCCUGAGUGUUGAUAACCUGGGCACUGUGAUGAGCAACCUGGGCCUGUUCAUUGUGACAGUGGUGGUGGGAGUGUUCAUCUACCAAUGGAUUAUCCAGAACCUGCUCUACUUCUUAUUCACCCAUCGCAACCCUUUCACCUUCUACUUCCACCUGCUGGAGCCUUGGGUGACCUCCUUCGCAACAGCUUCCACGGCGGCUACGCUGCCUAUCACCUUCCGCUGCAUGAAUGACAAGUGUGGCGUCGACCCACGAAUCUCCCGCUUUGUGCUUCCCAUUGGUGCCACUGUCAAUAUGGAUGGGACGGCCUUGUUUGUAUCCGUUGGUACAGUCUUCAUUGCUCAGAUGAAUGAACUGCCCAUAAGUGUGGGAGAAUAUGCUACCAUCAUAGUGACUGCCACGGCUGCCAGUGUUGCUAGUGCCAGUGUACCCAGUGCCGCCCUUGUCCUCAUCCUCAUUGUGCUCACCUCCGUCAACCUACCAGCAGAGGAUGUCUCUCUGCUUUUCGCCAUUGACUGGUUGGUAGACCGUUUCCGCACUACUAAUAACAUGCUGGGCGACUGUUACACUGCUGCUAUAGUGGAGCAUUGGAGCCAGGGAGAGCUUCAGGCUAUGGAUGCUGAGGCCAAUGCAGAGAAUUACUCCAACGAUGUAGAAAAGGCAGCUGACCUCACCCCUCUGGUAACCCGCCAGCAUGACGCUGACCCAGACUCCCUCCUGCAUGAACCUCCAACUCUCUUAAAGGGCGCGGAUUCCUCUAUGGCCAAUGGCAAAAUGCUCGGCAGUGGUGAGAUUCAUGUUGAGGUAGAAGAGGCCCCCAAGGACACAAACACCACUAAGAUGUAGAAAUUACCUCAUUUUCCCAUGUUCAGCAUUAAUCUUCAUCAUCUGUGCAACAAACAAUUCUCAAGCAAGAGAAUCUAAGGAACUCAAGAGGAAAAAAACUUUUGAACAUUUGAAGUUCUGGUAUGAAUCAUUGUUGAAUAAAUUCAUGAAAUGGUGGAAGAGCAGGAUUAUUGUUACAAAUUAAGAGUCGGUUUUUACUGUAUAAUGUUUGGAUUGAUCACAGUGAGGCAUUAUGACCGGGUUAUAUCCAGAACUGUACUUACUAUUAAUAGGUGCUAUUUUUUGGCACAUAUCAGAGGGUACCCUGAAUUGUUGCUUAAUGUUGGUAAAUUCAUAGCCAUAACAGUGAGAUAUUAAUUUACCAAGAAGUGAGUGCAAUAUAAGAGGGAUGCUCAAAAAGUUCAAGGCCUCAAGUCUCUAGGUCAUAAUUCUCCAAACCUGAAGUCUUUUUGUUAAGAGUCUUUAGGCCCUGAAAUAUUGUGACUACCUUUUGUAUAUGCUUGACUGACAAAUCCCCUUUCAUACCCUUAAACAUUUGUCUGUAAUCAGAUAUAUUAGUGAGAUGAUAGGCUUAAGGAUUCAGGUUCUAGAUCCCUACAUGUAUUGUUGAAUACCUAAGAACAAUAAAUGCUUUAGAUCUUGACGUCAGGACUCAAAAGAAGGUGUCAGACGUUAAACCUGUGAAUGUACUCGAAAUAGAAUGAGUGGACCAGGUGGAGUCACAAUUCCUAGAACCUAGAUUAGUAUUAGAAGACUGGGUGAGAAGUAGGCGGUUGGCAAUUACGCUUUUCAUUAAUAAAGUAUUCAAAGCUUCCAUAAAAUCUGGUUUUAUCACAGUUUUCAAGUAAAUUAUUUUCUUGAACUUUAUCUGUGAAUUCAUGAAUGAACUCACACUUGAAGCUGUCAACCUCUUCUUAAUGCAAACUUGUAACAGAAAACUAUUUUGUUACAAAUGACUUUUCCUUGUAAUAUGGUUGAUCUGUCAUACUCCAGUAUGACAUUUAUUUAAUUAAAACCUAAUAUUUUGAAUGCUGUCAAAUCUAAGUAUGAUACACUAACAGGCAUACAAGCAUGUGAUUCUCACACUUCACAAAUUUGAACUUUACCCAUAUUGGGUAAACCAUGAAUGAAUAGAUUUGCUAAGUGAGAGAACUACUGCUAGUGCUGAGAGAUACAUUUCUCAUGCAUAACAGCAUUUUUCCAUUAUGAGAAAAUAGACAGUUUAGUCUGGCUUAUACACCUGCACAAAGGAGAUAUUCCCUUACCUGUCUAGCUACUGUUUGUGUGGCCACGACUGCUAAAGUUUAGCCAAGCAGGACAGAGUGGCCUCUCCACAGGACUUUUGCCUGUGCUUGUAGGUACAGUAGCUUGCUCGUAGGUGAUUGAAUUCUCAGUUGUGCAGUGGUCUGUGUGUGGCUCAUGCGAGGUACUGUGGACUAAGGACAGUUUAGUUAUUUGUAAGUGUUCCUCAUUGGUCCACCUAACAUAUUGUCCUGUUUCUUUUCUCUGAUUCAAGAGUAUUUUCUUCUGUCCUCUCCACAGUGCUGGCACACAUCUGUGCCACUGCAGUCCUGGAUACAACUGUUGCCAGUUUACAGGACAUGAUCCAUGGAUAGGAUUAAAUAUAACAUUUAACAUGCCAUAUACAGUAAUCAUUAUCCACCUUGUGUAUUGAAAAACGCCCGGAACCAAAGGCGGGAAUGGUGAAAUUCUGUUAUUUGUAAACUGUGCGCAUUUGAGUUGUGAACAAUUUUUGAAUUUUUAGUACAAAAGAGAAUGAAAGAACUGAUACUGCCAAAAUAUAACUUGUUGAUGCACCUACCCAUUACAUCCUCAAUACUGUACACAUCUUUGAUAAGUUUAAUUUAUGAAGAUAGUGUAAACUACUGUACCACUGUCUGUAAAUGAUUGUAUUAAUAUCCAGUGUGUCUGCUGUCUGUUUUAAUGCAAGAACUAUUUAAACUUUAUCAAAGAUGUAUAUUAGUUGUUCUAAUGACUAGUAUAGUUAAUUGGCAGCCCUUAGUAACUGUGAUCACUAACCUGUGAUCAAACGGCACUUGAAAUGAAGUGUUUGUAGUCCCGUGAUAUUUCUGUUUUUCUCUCAAGAAGGCUAAAGGCAUGAAUAAAACUUAUCAGGUUCUAUCAUUUAUGCUCUAGCUUUAAAAAAUUAAAACUAAUGCCUUACCUUUCACUGUAGAUAUUUCAAUGUAUUUCUUUCUGGUGAACUGAGCAUUCCCUGAAGGUCUUCCAUUUUUCAUAGCCUCACAAGUAUGUACACACACACUAGAAAUAAGAGGUUGCAUUGUUUUUUGGUUAGACUUUGACACAACCGGGCAUAGCAUUCUUUGAUGGAAGGUUCAUCCUUCUUACAUAAAGUGCUCUUGGGUGUGUGUUGAUAUUUGUGAGAAAUUUAUUCCACCCUGUUCCUUCACUAGUUUGGGAACAUUGGCCUCUCAAUUAAUUUUUGUGACCUUUUGGGCAUCUUCAGUAUCUCAAAUGUGAUAUAUUUUUAAAAGAUACAGAACCAGUUGUUAUGAGAAGGUAUGACUAUUGGUAUCAGUCGAUGCACUACAACUUACAUUGUUAUUGCUAAUUCAAUGUGUCACUGGCUGGUCAAGAGUGAACCGCUGGUAGGGUUGUGGUAGAGAACAGUUCCAAAACUUAUACCUGAUAAUGAACUUUCUACCUACCAACCAAUGGUCCAGAAUUAUUUAAUUGUAUAUUUGCUUUGAAGGAAAAUAAAAUAAAAUGGGCAAAUCCAGAAGUAUGCUCCUGCAUACUUUCAAAGCAUAUAUUAUUAGUAUCAAUUCAGAGCUGAUUACUAGGUACCCACAUUUCAUUACAUACUUAAUGUGAUAAUUUGGGGCUUGAAUUUGUUGAUAUCUAAAAUAAGUUAUUAACUAAAACAAAUGUUCACAACUUGCAAUAAGUAUCUGCAGUCGCAUGAUUCCUUCCAUUUAAAGUAUUAAAUCCUGGAUCUGUUCCUCAAUACCUCAUUACUGCUGACUGUCACUGAAGGUGUUUACUACUACUACUACUACUACAGUAUUGUGCCAUAUUGUGGUUGUCAUUGUUAGCAACAUUGUUUUAGCAGAAACUGUCACACAUUAUUCCUCACAUUAGUAUUAUUAGUGUUGAUAAAUACAUUAUCGGCAUUUUGAUUGAAAAGACCUGUUCUAGUCUUUUUAAAACAAACUGAAUGGUAAUAAAAUUCCUUUUUCUCUACAACUGUGCCACAUACAGUAUAGAUGUAAUGCAGUGGUCACAAAUCAGGGAUCAUUAGUAUGUACUGUAAUGUGUAAGCAGCAGCAAUACAGGGUAUGUAUAUGCUGUACGAACAUACAUUCAUAAUGCAGAUUUACUGCUAGAUUCUUAUUCAUUACUCAUUAACAUAUGGAGCAUUUUUGUCAAAUACUUAUGGCUUUGUUUACUAAUAAAACAACCAUUUAACUAUUAAGUUUGAACAAUUUGGCUUAUUAUUUUUAUUCUUUUACUGAAAUCAGAUAUCGAUCACCAAAAAACUAGGUUGUCUGCCAAUUUUUGUGCAAAUAUGUGAAAAGUACUUUUAGAAUAAAAAAAAUGUGUUUCCACCACUAUAGAAGCUUGGUUGUCUACCAAUGUUUAUGUCACCAUGCAGACAUGUGUUUCCCUUGUACAGUACUGUACAUGUACAGUAUUUGGGUAAUACAACUAAGAUUUUUGUAGUCUCUGGUUAAUACUGUGGAAGAACUGAUAAGAAAAUUUUAUUUUGAAAAUGUCCAUUCAGUGUACGUAUUUUAUUCUAGGUCAAUUCUCUUAUUUAACUUUCAACUCACUUAUAUUUCCAUUUUGAAGGAAUGAGUGUGCAGGAUUAUCGUAUAUAUAAAACUUCUAAAUUAGGGAAUCUGGUCCAUUUUUAUUGUUAAGAAUUGAGAACUAUUAGUGUAAAGAGAACAAGAACAUAAUCUUUAUGUGUUUACAGUACUGUCAUGCAGAAAAAGUUUGUGAAGAUCAAAACAUUAUCUUUAGCAGAGGUGGAGUAGCAGGUCUGGGCUCUUACAUGUACUGUAGUGCUAAUGUUGUUAGCCACUCUGUCUAUAAAAAUAUUGGAAAGAAUUUAUCCAUCAUGAAUUUAUGACUAAUGGGAACAAGAGCUGUUGACUCUUAUAAUUUGUGUUUUUCUUUCUGGAAGAAAGGUAUUCCAGAUUAUUUUGCAUUUAUAUAGUUUGGACUUUCUAAGUCAAAAUAUGUAAUCCCACUUACAGUUUAGUGUCUAUAAUACUACUUAACUGAACAAGU
This is a messenger RNA of Homarus americanus (American lobster), 6340 nucleotides long. Its product is annotated as excitatory amino acid transporter-like. Gene Ontology annotation, molecular function: L-glutamate transmembrane transporter activity; glutamate:sodium symporter activity; neutral L-amino acid transmembrane transporter activity. NCBI's taxonomy places the organism in Eukaryota, Metazoa, Arthropoda, Malacostraca, Decapoda, Nephropidae. Gene Ontology annotation, biological process: L-glutamate transmembrane transport. The coding region runs from base 383 to 2062 and encodes 559 amino acids. Gene Ontology annotation, cellular component: plasma membrane. The record is from RefSeq and is a predicted model, not a curated record. The transcript has 14 exons.